Molecule: messenger RNA, 2561 nt
Organism: Juglans microcarpa x Juglans regia
Lineage: Eukaryota; Viridiplantae; Streptophyta; Magnoliopsida; Fagales; Juglandaceae
Product: protein NSP-INTERACTING KINASE 1-like
Exons: 11
Coding region: 474-2342 (622 amino acids)
Biological process (GO): protein phosphorylation
Molecular function (GO): protein binding; ATP binding; protein kinase activity
Source: RefSeq, a predicted model, not a curated record
UUUAUUCCCUUCGCAUUUUAAAUUCAGGCAAUGGUGAAUGGAAGUCUCAAGCACCUUUUCCUUUUCAAAUUAAAAAUGGUGGAUGAUUGAAGACAUUUUCUUUUUGAAAUCAUCUUUUGCAUUUAUCUGGAUUUGGGUAAUGUGGCUCUUAGCUUUUAUAUAUUCUUUUCAACUUUUGCUGAACCAGUGGCACGCACGUUAGUUUCUCUUUAGUCUUUUUACUACCAAACUUCACUGGUUUUGGUCUGAGAGAAGGUGUGACUCAGUGGAUUGCUGGUAUGAAAAAGAGUAUGGAAUUGUACUGGUUCAGUUCUGAUGUAAGUAUUACAUGCAACAAAAACAAAAUCAGUUAAAGAUUGGUCUUGUUUAAUUGUUCUAACCGCUCCUACCAGCUCCUUACUUACUACAUAAAAAAGGAAAAAAGAGAGCUGAUUUUGGCAUCUGGGCUUCUAGUCUUUUGAGCUUUCCAUUCAAUGGAAAGGAGAGAGGAUGCUGUUUUGUGUUUUGUGGCUUUGUUAUGCUUAUGGACUUCAGCAACUGGCUUGCUUUCUCCCAAAGGUGUCAACUAUGAAGUUCAAGCUUUGAUGGGCAUCAGAGACUCUCUGGAGGAUCCUCACAAUGUUCUUGAUAAUUGGGAUGAGACAGCUGUGGAUCCAUGUAGUUGGGCUAUGGUCACCUGCUCUCCUGAUGGUUUGGUCAUUGGCCUAGGAACUCCAAGCCAGAGCUUGUCCGGUACUCUGUCACCAGCCAUCGCCAACUUGACAAAUCUCCAGAUUGUGCUCCUGCAGAACAACAAUAUAUCAGGAAGAAUCCCCACUGAGCUUGGGAGACUUCAAAAGCUUCAAACACUUGAUCUUUCUAAUAACUUCUUCACUGGUCAAGUUCCCAAUACUCUAUACCACAUGAAAAGCCUUCAAUACCUGAGGCUAAACAAUAACAGUCUCUCUGGAGCAAUUCCUUCAACUUUGGCUAACGUGACCCAGCUUUCUUUUCUGGAUCUGUCUUAUAACAAUUUGAGUGGUCCCGUACCCAAGUUUCACGUUAAGUCAUUCAGUGUUGCUGGAAACCCUUUGAUAUGUGCCACCCGAAGUGAGGAGUGUUCUGGAACGACAUCGCUGCUGCCUUCUUUUACCUCGAAUAAUUUACAAAAGACUCAACCUUCUGGAACAACUAAGGGUCAGAAAAUUGCCUUAGCCUUCGGUUCAAGCCUAGGCUGUGUCUGCCUUUUACUUCUUGGAUUUGGUUUCCUUUUUUGGUGGAGGCAACGGCACAACCAGCAAAUAUUCUUUGAUGUUUAUGAACAACAUCAUGAACAACUUUGCCUUGGAAACUUGAGGAGAUUUCAGUUUAGAGAACUACAGAUUGCUACAAACAACUUCAGCAGCAAGAACCUGAUUGGCAAGGGUGGUUUCGGUAAUGUUUAUAAAGGGUAUCUUGAAGAUGGUAUGGUAGUAGCUGUGAAAAGGCUCAAAGAUGGAAAUGCCAUUGGGGGUGAGGUCCAAUUUCAAACUGAAGUUGAGAUGAUCAGUCUAGCCGUGCACCGGAAUCUCCUUCGGCUCUAUGGAUUUUGUAUGACAGCCACGGAGAGGCUUUUGGUUUAUCCAUACAUGUCGAACGGGAGUGUUGCUUUUCGUCUCAAAGCAAAACCAGCCCUGGAUUGGGUUACAAGGAAAAGAAUUGCCUUGGGAGCUGCAAGGGGUUUGCUAUACUUGCAUGAGCAGUGUGAUCCCAAGAUAAUUCACAGGGACGUGAAAGCUGCAAAUAUAUUGCUUGAUGACUACUGCGAGGCUGUGGUAGGAGAUUUUGGACUGGCAAAGCUGUUGGAUCACUGCGAUUCACACGUGACAACAGCCGUCAGAGGCACCGUGGGUCAUAUAGCUCCUGAGUAUCUCUCCACAGGCCAGUCCUCUGAGAAAACAGAUGUUUUUGGGUUUGGGAUUCUUCUGCUGGAAUUAAUAUCUGGCCAAAGAGCUCUAGAGUUUGGGAAAGCAGCAAACCAGAAAGGAGCCAUGCUUGACUGGGUGAAGAAAAUUCAUCAGGAAAAGAAGCUUGACAUGCUAGUUGACAAGGACUUGAAAAGCAACUAUGAUCGAAUCGAGCUUGAAGAAAUGGCUCAAGUAGCUUUGUUAUGUACUCAAAACCUUCCGAGUCACAGACCGAAGAUGUCUGAAGUGGUCCGAAUGCUCGAAGGAGAUGGGCUUGCAGAAAAAUGGGAAGCUUCACAGAGAGUUGAAUCAACAAGAUGCAGAGCCAAUGAAUUCUCCUCUUCAGAGCGAUACUCGGAUCUUACUGAUGACUCUUCCCUGCUUGCUCAAGCAAUGGAGCUCUCUGGACCCCGGUGACAUAAAAGUAUGAAAGGAGAAAUCAAUAGAACAAUCCGUUGCCAAGAAUCUGUGUGAAAAAACAAACAAUCCCUGUCGAAAUGUGUCGGUUGUAUAUUAGAAUCAUUGAAGCCUUUUAAGAGUCUUGUUCAUUUCUGACUGUACAGAAUGUGAUCUGAAAUAACUGACGUGUUACAUGUCCUUUGGUUUAAGCCGAGUGAAGAAAUUUUUUCGAGCAAA